AUGGUUGAUAUAAGAAAAAAACCUAUUUGGCUUGAUUGUGAUCCUGGACAUGAUGAUGCAUUUGCUAUUAUUCUAGCUGCAUAUCAUCCAUCACUUGAAUUAAUUGGUAUUUCAACUGUUGUUGGAAAUCAAACACUUGAUAGAACAACACAAAAUGCAUAUAAAGUUGCUUAUAUAGCUGGUCUUUCAAAUAAUAUUCCAAUAAUACCAGGUUGUGGAGAAUCACUUUGCCAACAUGUUGUGACAUGUCCAGAAGUUCAUGGACAAACUGGUUUAGAUGGAGCUGAUAUUCCAGAACAUCCAGAAUAUAAAACAUUAAUCAAACAACAAGAUGAAAAUUAUCUAUGGAAUAUUUAUCAAAAGAUCAUUAGUGUUGGAAGACCAGUAAC
Messenger RNA from Rotaria sordida, 389 nucleotides. The record is from the annotation of a GenBank genome assembly. NCBI's taxonomy places the organism in Eukaryota, Metazoa, Rotifera, Eurotatoria, Philodinida, Philodinidae.